Molecule: messenger RNA, 2410 nt
Organism: Striga asiatica
Lineage: Eukaryota; Viridiplantae; Streptophyta; Magnoliopsida; Lamiales; Orobanchaceae
Source: the annotation of a GenBank genome assembly
UUGCAAUAANUAUAUAUUUUCUUUUCUUUCUACUUUAGCUGACAAGUGGUGGGCAUGUUACUAUAGCUCACUUUUACUCUUUUACUACAAAACUUGUUCUUUCUUUUUAGGCCUGACACAAUUAAGCUGUGAGCCAUUGCUGUUCUGAAAUUGCAUAGCUUCACAAGUUUUUAACUAUUUUCAUGUGAUGUUAUUUUUUCCAUUUUCAGAAAAUGUGAUCAUUUGAGAAUAUUUUGCUACCAACUCCAGAAAAUUCUGAUCACAAUUCUUCUCUUUCUUUUUGUGUUUUAAUUUCACUGCCCUGUUUCCAUUCUGGAAAUUAUACUAUUUUCUUAUAUUUUUAUAUGAAUUUCUGAGUAAAUGAAGAUUACAAGAGAAGAAUGUGUUUUGUGGUUUGUUGCUUUUAUAACCUGCUGGGCUUAUAGCACUGCUUUGCUUACACCUAAUGGUGUCAACUAUGAAGUGCAAGCUUUGAUUGAUAUACAAAAAUCUUUGAAUGAUCUUCAUGAAGUCCUUAAUUGGGAUGAAAAUGCUGUUGAUCCAUGUGGUUGGGCUAUGGUGGGUUGUUCACAUGAUAAUUUUGUUAUUACACUAGCAAUCCCAAGCCAGGGUUUAUCAGGCACAAUAUCGCCUAGUAUUGGGAAUUUGACACAUCUCACAAGUGUGCUCUUACAGGAUAAUAAUGUAACAGGGCCAAUACCAGCAGAAUUGGGAAAACUACCAAAACUGCAAGCAAUUGAUCUUUCAAAUAACUUGCUAACAGGACAAAUACCCAAUUCUUUAUCUCAACUUAAGACCCUGCAAUACUUGAGAUUAAACAAUAAUAGUCUCACUGGGGCUAUACCUAUGGCUUUAGGCAACCUGACUCAGCUGACUUUCAUGGACUUGUCCUUCAAUAAUUUGAGUGGGCCAGUAGCAAGACAUCUAGUCAAAACAUUCAAUGUUGUAGGAAAUCCAAUGAUAUGUGCAACUGGGAAAGAGCCAGACUGCAAUGGGACUGCACCAGUGCCUCUAACUAUAUCCCAAAAUAUUUCACAAUAUCCUAUGCCAUCAAGAAGGCCAAAUAGUCACAAAUUUGCAUUGGCCUUUGGGACAAGCCUUGGUUGCAUCUUCCUGUUGAUACUUGGAUUUGGCUUCUUCAUCUAUUGGAGACACAAGCUCAACAAGCAGAUCUUUUUCGACAUUAAUGAACAACAUGAUGAAGAAGUGAGUUUGGGGAACCUAAGAAAGUUCGAAUUCCGGGAGCUUGAGAGCGCGACACACAACUUCAGCAGCAAAAACAUCCUUGGCAAGGGCGGAUUCGGAAAUGUGUACAAAGGUUGCCUAAAUGAUGGCUCCAUUGUGGCUGUGAAAAGGCUAAAGGACGUUGAUAAGAUUGGAGGGGAGAUUCAGUUCCAGACGGAGGUUGAGAUGAUCAGCCUUGCCGUGCACAAAAACCUUCUCCGCCUCUAUGGCUUUUGCGUCACCUCAACCGAGAGGCUUUUGGUGUAUCCUUACAUGCGUAAUGGAAGUGUUGCUUAUCGUCUCAAAGCCAAACCAGCGUUGGAUUGGGGCAUUAGAAAGAGAAUAGCGAUAGGGACAGGCAGAGGCUUACUAUACCUACACGAGCAGUGUGACCCUAAGAUCAUCCAUAGGGACGUCAAGGCCGCCAACAUAUUGCUCGACGAUGAUUAUGAGCCAGUAAUCGGUGAUUUCGGCCUCGCGAAGCUUCUCGACCACACCGACUCCCACGUCACCACCGCAGUCCGUGGUACCGUGGGCCACAUCGCACCCGAAUACCUCUCCACCGGCCAAUCUUCUGACAAAACCGACGUCUUCGGGUUCGGGAUUUUGCUCUUGGAGCUUAUCACGGGGCAGAGGGCGUUGGAAUUUAUUAACCACAAAGGAGGAGCAAUGCUUGAUUGGGUGAAGAAGAUUCAUCAAGAGAAGAAGCUAGACGUGCUUGUGGACAAGGUUUUGAAGGAGGAGUAUGACUCGAUCGAGCUUGAGGAGAUGGUGCAGGUGGCCCUGCUCUGCACGCACCACCUCCCGAGCCAUCGGCCUAAAAUGUCUCAAGUUGUGCGGAUGUUGGAAGGAGAUGGGCUGUCUGAGAAAUGGGAGGCUGAGUCAGCCAUGUGUCGGCCCAAUGAUUUCUCGUCCUCCGAGAGAUAUUCUGAUCUCACGGAUGACUCGUCGUUGCUCGUGCAAGCAAUGGAACUGUCAGGGCCUAGGUGAUUGAUUGUCUGCUUGAGAACAACAAUGGCAUCUUUUUUCUUUUCCUUUUUAAGUAAAAGGAGUUGUACGGAACACAAGUCAAUAGUGUAUUUGCAGAGUUCUAUUUCUCUCUUUGGAGUAUAUAGUUAUGUUGAGUGAGAUCUUUGUGUGUGUGUUGUCCGUGUAUUUGAGGUUGCAUGCAACUUGUAAGAUUAGU